Molecule: messenger RNA, 2632 nt
Organism: Bombina bombina (fire-bellied toad)
Lineage: Eukaryota; Metazoa; Chordata; Amphibia; Anura; Bombinatoridae
Gene: RAB3A
Product: RAB3A, member RAS oncogene family
Exons: 5
Coding region: 311-973 (220 amino acids)
Biological process (GO): axonogenesis; regulation of exocytosis; maintenance of presynaptic active zone structure
Cellular component (GO): plasma membrane; axon; synaptic vesicle
Molecular function (GO): GTP binding; GTPase activity
Source: RefSeq, a predicted model, not a curated record
GAGAACCUUAUUCAUGCUGUCGCUAUUUACACAGUGGUCUGGGAUAUUAUAUACCGUCGUCUGAGACGAGACGGUAAGAUACCGGGCAGGUGACAACCUUACACAAGCGGCGAUUUCUGAUUGGAUAAUCUCUCCGCCAAUCAAGGCUCGUUUUUCUCCACGGAACAGGAGGAGAAUUUGUGGCUACGCCCACCAUCACUUUGCAGCUGUCAGUCAAGUGACGUCAACGUUCGCUCUGCAGGUGCAGGGAUAGAGCUGCAGCGUUGGUGCAAUAGAAGCUGAGGAAAAUACACAGGGAGACAGAAGAAAGAUGGCAUCAGCUACAGACUCUCGUUAUGGACAGAAAGAAUCCUCCGACCAGAACUUUGAUUAUAUGUUCAAGAUCUUAAUUAUCGGAAACAGCAGCGUGGGCAAAACCUCCUUUCUUUUCCGGUAUGCAGAUGACUCUUUCACCCCAGCUUUUGUCAGCACAGUUGGAAUCGACUUUAAAGUGAAAACCAUUUACAGAAAUGACAAAAGGAUCAAACUGCAGAUCUGGGACACAGCAGGACAGGAGAGAUACAGGACGAUCACUACAGCUUACUACAGAGGGGCCAUGGGCUUCAUACUCAUGUAUGAUAUCACCAAUGAGGAGUCAUUCAAUGCCGUCCAGGACUGGUCAACUCAGAUCAAGACGUAUUCCUGGGACAAUGCACAAGUCCUCUUGGUUGGGAACAAAUGUGACAUGGAGGAUGAGAGGGUGGUAUCCUCUGAGCGAGGAAGGCAGCUGGCAGAACAUCUAGGUUUUGAGUUUUUCGAAGCCAGUGCGAAAGACAAUAUCAACGUGAAGCAGACAUUUGAGCGUUUGGUGGACAUCAUCUGCGAAAAGAUGUCAGAGAGCUUGGACACUGCUGAUCCAGCUGUCACUGGAGCCAAACAAGGACCCCAGCUCACCGACCAGCAGGUCCCUCCACACCAGGACUGUGCCUGCUAAAUACAGAAAAAAAACUCCCCCCUUACACACACAAACACUAUUCUUCCCACUCAUCCCUACCUCCUGUAGAGUGGUGGUCUCUCCCUCACUGACCUUGAAUCCUGCAUAUCAUCUGAAGAUGACUCUUUGUCUGUUACAAACUUUUUAGUUAGAAUCUAUGUAGCAAAGAAAGAGUUCCGAUUGAGUGGUUGAUGAAAAAAAGUGAAAAAAAAAGUUAAAUAUAUAUAUAAAUUAAUAAUGUUAUAGUGCUGAGUGGGUACAGCACAUAAAUGGUUGGAGAACUGUUUUACAGCACUAUUAUGCUUUUUGUAUAAUAAUAGUGAUUACUUGAGUUGUUUAAAACAUAUAAAAAUAUUAUUUGGAGACGGCAUUGUUUAAUGUGUGGUGAUGCCUCAUAAUUUCUUAAUUUAUUAUUAAGACUUCACAUUAUCAACCUCCUUGUUUCAAAAGUGAUCUAAUUUAGGCAUCAGCAAUGCAGAGCUUCCCCUGAAGAUUGUUCUGGGUCUACAUAAGGAUAUUUGUUUAUGGGUAGACUGGAUUAGUACAGAGAUUAUGUUGCACAAACCAGCGCUCAAAUGUGUAUGGAAAAUAUAAAUUGCCUGAGAGAUCAGUAACAAAAUUAAGCUAUUGAGGUUUCAGUUUUCAGCCAAGGUCACAUCAGGAACCAAAUAAAUAUUGUUACUAUUUUCUUAAGGAAACAUGUUAAGGUUUACAACUAUAUAUGGAAAGGUUUGUUUAUAUAUUAUGCAACAUUUACAGUUAAUGGGAUUAAGGAACAUCCCAAAGAGCAAGAAGGGCAUUGCUAUGCAUUGGAGAUCUUACUGGCACUGCACAAUAUUACUUAGAGACCUACUAUAAAAAGGCACAUAUAAGAAAUAUGUGAUAAAUACUGGGGUAUAUUAAAGGCCUCCCUUUUACUCAUAUGACAAUAGGCUACAUGUAUUUUAUAUAUCUACUUACUCUCAACCUCACAUUUAUGACAACCUCAUAUUUAUGACAGCCUCACUAGAAGCUGUGCUCAGUAUUAAUAAUGGUCAUCACCCACAUUAUUGCAUAUUACUGCCUAAAAUGAUCCUAACAAAAAAUGGAAAGUCCAUUAAAUGUGUCUCUGAAUGAUACAUCUAAGAAACAACUACAUGUUGUAACCAGAUUUUCCAAACAUUUCUAUGACUUACCCACCAGAUAUCCAAUAAUUUUGUCCGCAUGAAAAUGAAUGUUCUUUAAAGCAUUAUUUUGUUUUUCUUUUUAUGGAGUUUAAACACUACCAUAUUGUGACUCUCUCCACUUUUUGUGUUCGGAUUAUUUAUAUAAUUAUAUAUACAGUAUAUAUUUUAUUAUACCUUGUUUUCUUGUGUAUGAAUCUGCAAUCUGUAUGUGAGAAUUAUAAAUAUAUUAUUGGAGUGCAGUUCCAGCUGCGUCUAUAGUAGUUCACUGGCCAGUAAUCAGCCAUUUUAAUGUCCUGGAAUUAGGAGGGGAUAAAUCUUAUUAUUUAAAUAAAUAUUCUAAUAUAAAUUAUGAUCUUCUAGAGUAUAUAGAGUCAUAUAAAUAUAUAGCAAAUUGUAUGUGAAUAUAGGCUUUUUAAAACUGCAUUAAGUUGAGUGCUGUGAAUUUCCUAUGCGAUUUUGUUGGAGUAGAUAGAAUAAAAUAUGUGAAAAUAUA